CUAAUCGCGCCGCCGUUGGCGUCGCCGCCGCCGCCAGCGCUUUGUUCGCUGCGAGCGCAAAAAAAAAGAACCAGAGCGGCUAAAGCAGACGCCAGAGGAGCAUGGAGGGAUACUGUGCCACCGACGAAGCAACGCUCCCUGGCUGCUUCAUCGUCAAGUACCUGGGUGUCCAAGACGCCACGGGCCUGUGGGGCCUCAAACACACCCGGCGGGCCGUCGACGAGCUGGUGUCAGCCGCCAAGAAUGCCAAGCUCGCCACCCUCAUGCCGAUGGUGAAACUGGAAGUCUCUGAUAAGGGAGUAACGCUCGUUGAACUCAGCGCUGUUCGCGGAGGCGGCGGAACCGGCGUCGUCGUCUCCUCCGGCGCUAACAACAGGUCGCCGGGCAAGCAGUCGUCGGUGUCGUGUGUGUUUCCCAUCGAGUCCAUCUCGUACGGCGUGCAAGACGUGAGCUACAGCAAGGUGGUGGCGAUGAUAGUGGUGAGGGAAUCUCCCAGCGCGCUGCAGCAGCACGAGCACCCGUUCAGGUGCCACGCGUUCGUAUGCGAGAGCAAGGCAAUUGCCAAGCGGCUCACGCUCACGCUGGCCGCGGCCUUCAAGGAGUUCAGCAAGAUGGUCAAGACCACCAAGACCCGGGAGAUGUACACGAAAAAGUUCGCCAUCGAUCUGCGCGGCGAGGACGACGGCGAGUGCGUGCCCGAAGACUCGGAAGCGUAGCUCCCCGCUGCGCGCUGCAGUGAGUGCGCGCCGUGUUUUCAAUGUGCGCGCUGCCGGAUAUUUUUUUUUUUUUUUUCGAGCUUAGUGUUUGUACAGGUUGCGCCGUGCUCCCGCGUUUAUUCCUCUCGUAAGAAGGAGAAGCGCGUUUACCUUUGAACGGCGUUCAAAGGUUGCCAAAAGUGACUUCAUCCGACGGAAGUGCAGCGAGACUGCUAAAGCGAUGGAUUGUAUGGUGCAGUUACGCGUUGUAAAUAACCGUUAACUUGUGUAGAUAGUCACUUCUUCUUUUCGACUUCUAUGACGUGUAAUAUAUCUUCACGCGUUUUCGACUUCCGUAACAUGUAAUAUAUCUUCGUACGUUCUCCAAAAA
Ixodes scapularis (black-legged tick) is the source of this 1086-nucleotide messenger RNA. RefSeq lists its product as uncharacterized. The record is from RefSeq and is a predicted model, not a curated record. The transcript has a single exon. Lineage: Eukaryota; Metazoa; Arthropoda; Arachnida; Ixodida; Ixodidae. The coding region runs from base 102 to 716 and encodes 204 amino acids.